Homalodisca vitripennis (glassy-winged sharpshooter) is the source of this 1346-nucleotide messenger RNA. RefSeq names its product lysosomal acid phosphatase-like. The record is from RefSeq and is a predicted model, not a curated record. Lineage: Eukaryota; Metazoa; Arthropoda; Insecta; Hemiptera; Cicadellidae. The transcript has 7 exons. Gene Ontology annotation, molecular function: phosphatase activity. Gene Ontology annotation, biological process: dephosphorylation. The coding region runs from base 50 to 1213 and encodes 387 amino acids.
AUUAAUAGACUAAUGGACAGAUAGGUGGUACUGUAGUCACUUGAGUAUUAUGUCAGGUCUAGGAAGGUGGGUAGUGAGUGUGUUGUGCAUUGGCUAUUCCAUUGCUGAUCUGAAUGGACCAAGAGCAGUAUCAUCACUGAAACUCGUUAUUGUGGUUGCCAAACAUGGAACAAAAGCCCCCAUGUACAGUUUUCCCAAUGAUCCAAAUCUGAGCAUGAAAAAUUGGCCUGAUGGAGCUGGCCAAGUUACAAAGGUUGGAAAGAUGCAGAUGUUCCGAUUAGGUCAAUUGCUUCGAAAACUGUACAAUGGGUUCCUGAGUGAGAUAUACUUGAAGGAGAAGUUCCAAAUAGAAGCAACCAUGGUGGAGCGAACCAUGUUGAGUGCUGCUACACUGGCUGCAGGCUUGUGGCCUCCCCGUCGGCACCAGAUGUGGCACGACACAAUCUACUGGCAACCUGUACCAGUUUAUCCAAAUUUUCUUGAUAAAAGUUUGCUAGCUCUAAACCCAUCUAUGUGUCCUCGUUACUACAAAGAGCAGAACGAGACUGUUAAAUUGUUCAAUGAAAGAGAUCCGGAGUAUAAAGAUAUAUUUGAUUUAAUGACACUCAAUACUGGAGCAAAUGUGACAACAUGUUCUCAAAUGUACAUGGUGUGGGAAGUUCUCAGCUCUCAACUUGAAAAUGAUUUGCCACUUCCUCAUUGGACCAAGGAAAUUUUCCCUGAAAAACUGUUGCCAAUUAUUAGCAGAAUUUACCGUAUUGCUACAAUCCGGAAUUUGAAAAUGGUCAGACUUGUUAAUGGACUUUUCAUUGAAUACAUAAUGACAAUGAUGAACAUGAAGAAGAACAACACGAGCCCAGACGUGACCAUGUAUGUGCAUGUGGGACACGACGUGACGUUACUGGCUCUACUCACCGCCCUUGGCUAUCAAGAGGCCCAAAUACUCAGCUCGGGUACAGCCCUCAUCUUUGAAUUGCAUCUCAACCCAGCAAUGUCUAGUGGCUGGGAAGUUAAGGUGCUGAAAGUGGUCAACAGCCACGAGGAACCGGCCCAGCCAGCUCUGAUGGACUUGCCGUCCUGCACUCACCCUUGUGACUUCAACGUGUUUUUGACAAAUACUGCCAAGUACAUACCGACUAACUGGGCCAGGGAAUGUGAAGAUCUGAACUCACCAAGCGAUAUACCGUUUGUGGUACAUCCAGUCAGACAAUAAUAACAUCACAUGCGAUUUUAAAAAGAUACAUUUAUAAAUUCACUAUGUAAUAUAGUUUAGUGCCUAGAAAUUUGUAAGGUUUUAUAUUAAAAAUGUUACAUAUUAUGUCCAAAAUAAAACGCAAUUAAAUGUA